UUUGCAUGCCAAUCGCGUUGACAAGCUUUCGUAAUAAAUCCACGCGUAACAUGAGGAACAACGACGUUGAUUUUCUAUCGGAUGUUCGCAUGAUUCUUGUGUCAUCGAUUGGAAGCAGUAAUCGCAAAGAACUCAUUCACCGAGGCAUGAAUUCGUAUUCGGAAGAUCGAAAUGUCACGUCGCGGUAAUUAUUCGUCAAAUUGCCGCAGGUUGGCCUAAAAUGGGACGCUCGUGGUCAUCUCUAUCCGAAUUGACAAGUGAAAACGUAUUAUAUUAAUGUGAAUCUCUUGAAUUAUGUAAAUAUCGAAGAGUCUAACAGCACUUUGCCCGAUACGCAAGAUUUUAUAAGGACUCGUUAAAUUAAUUUAUGUACAUCACACAGCAUAGUGUAAGGAAUUGAACAUGUUUAAAAGAGUAGAGAGUAAUGGAGGAAAUGAGUACCAUGUACCUGCCAAGCGACCAAAGUAUGAUACAAAGAAAGGAACUUUGGCAUCUGCUUCCACAAAAGCUAGAGAGUCAACACAUAAAAAGUUGGGAAAAACUGAUGACGUGUGGGGUGAUGAUUUUGCGGAGGAGGAUAUAGAAGAAAUGGAUUUUGUAGCUACUCAAGCUUGUUUAGAGGAAAACAGUGCUUUGACUCAACCACAUGUAGAGCGAACAUCAUCAAGUAUGCGGAGAUCUUAUAGCGUGCCAUCUACCAGUAAAGCUGUUUCUAAUGUAAAUAGUACUAAAAGUGAUAUAUUAAGGCCUCCGGUGUACAUGUACCCAUACAAUACUCAGAAAAACAAAGCAGAGAAUUUGAAUGAUAUAAGUAAUGUAGUUUCUGCCGACUACAAGGAUUUUGAAGAGAAAUUAAAACAUAGACCAAUACAUAAUUCAACAUUUAAAUUGGAUGAAAAUUUUAUUGUUCCAGAGCCACAAUACGCGAUGGAAUUGGAGAAAUUGAGACAGGAGAAUAAAAAAUUGUUAAACGAUUUUAUAACUAAAGAAGGAGAAACUGUUUUUUUACGAAAUCAAUUGCAGCAGACUAAUAUGCGCGCCGAGCUCGAUACAGUGGAGAAAACUCGUUUUAUCGAGGCGCAAGAAAAUCGACAUAGAACGGAAGUGAAUACCCUUUGUAAAGAAAAAGAGCAUUUAAAGACCCAACUCGAAUUGCAAACGUUCGAAGUGGGAAAUUUAAUGGAACGUUGUAAAUUAUUAGAAGGGGGAACCAUUAAAUUAACCGAACCACAUGCUACGAGUUUGAACGUUUCUAUGAAUAAAAAUAGGUUCUGUUCGCAGAUGAAACGAUCGUUACUUUCGAAUAAAAGACCGGUAAAAGUGAAGGAAACUUGCGUUCAAACAAACAUGCAUAAUAAAAGCCUCUAUUGCCUUAAAACUUGGAAUCCGUGUUAUCCUCUUGCUAAAAUCUCCAAGUUAAUAUACGAUACACCACAGCCAGAGAAAUCUGUGGUAAAUAUUCAAGUGAUAGAGAAAACCGGGCGAAGAAAUUUGCCGAUUUUGCAAGAAGAAGAUACAUUCAGAAUAUAUGAAAACCCAGAAUUAGUGAAACCUGUAACCACGACGGUGGACGACAAGAGAUUAACGGUGGAAUUUAUUUUACCGGAAAUAGCCGCCCUCCAGCGAAAAACGGACUCGGAACUCGAGUCAGAAAAUUCGAUAUCGAUAAUGAAUAAAUUAGUUUCCACCGCGAGGGAGUUGAUACUGAACGUGAUCGUCCUCCUCAAGACGAUUUUCCAAGCCAUGAGGAACGACGAUAUUCGCGACAUGAACGACAUUUACUUUUCUGACUUGUAUUCGAGUUCGGAUUUCUAUGGCAAGUCUGCAUGCGACGCGAACGCGUGGCACGAAUGCGAACGCGGGGUCGAGACUAGGCGUGUCUUUGGCGUACUGUCGUAUGUGACCCUGGAAUCAAUGUACCUGAGCAAAUACUUGGCAGGAAAGACGUCGUUACUCACCGAGAGGGACGAAUCCUAUAAAUCAUAUUCCCGCCAAAUGGUUCGAUACGACACGUGGCCGGGGAAAAAUCAGAGGUUUGAGAUGUUAGAGAUGAUCUUGCAGUUCGUUGUUUUAGUCGGAUCCACGAGAAGAUCCUAUCAGUUUAGUGGUCUCAUGUGUGCAAUCAUGAUGGUUAUAUGCAACGUGCACAAAAAAGUCGAAUAUUGUUCCCAAGGAAUGGAAUAUGUUUAUCAAAUUUUUAAGGAGAUAGUGUUCUCCAGGCCUCUGCCCUAUUGCUACGCGUUGCUAAGUAAUAUGAUGAUGAUUUUCACCAAAUCUGCCACAAAUCUACGAAAGCUUUGCGUUAAUUCACAACCGAUGGCUGUGAACAAUUGGAAAGGGUCUUUACAUUUCACUCCAGACGCAUGUCCGUUGCAAAUAUUUCUGGCCCAAGUGGAGAACCAUUGGUUCGACAUAAUAGCCGCUAUAGACAUCACGGACGCGAUGUUGCAGUUCGUGCAAUACAUAUUGCAAACGGACGUUAUUCCCCUGAGAUCCGAGACCUUGGAGUCUUGUAAUUGUUGCAUGAAAUUACUGCGGUUCACGAUAAAAACGCUAUGCAAGUGCGCGGAAACGAAUCUCGGCGCUAUCAGGGAUUUCGAUCUGGACCGUUUCCCUUUAGAGCAGAAAGACGUCUGCCACUUGAAGAGCAUUUGCGCCAAACAUUCCACGUGUUGUCCGACUGGCAGCAAACACUGCAUCAGAAAGGUCUACAGAGAUCAAUUCACCGACCCUAACGCCAGAAUGACGCUGAACAGGAGGCAGAGGAAGAUAUUGAGGGACGGAGUGAGAUUUUUGUCUCACAUGGCGAUAUGCGAUCCAGAUUUCGUUAUUCGUUUGUCGGACAUCGAGGAUUCGUUCCAUUUGUUCAUGAGGAACAUAAGUGCCUUCGAUGACUUUGUACUUCAUGAAAAUGAACAGGAGGCUAUGAAUCGAAUAAAACAAACGUUCAUUUUGGACAAAACCUCCACGCAAUCCGAUAUCGAGUCGUUCGAGAAGGGCAACAUGAGAGAAUUGAACAUGUUAACGAACUUCGAAGAAAAGACCGUUCAAUCUGCGUCCACAUACUCCAAGAAAGAUAACAGUCACAAUAAGUUCUUGCUAACCGUGAAAUCAUUGUACAAUAACAAAAUGGAAUUUUAGUGAUUAUUAAGAGUUCCUACGAAGUGAAAUAUACUUAAUAUAAUGCCACAAAAGAGAAUACCUUUUACCAGAUAUGCCAUUCUAACAAAAAAUUAUUCUGUUAUCAAAGACUGGAUGC
Messenger RNA from Colletes gigas, 3259 nucleotides. RefSeq lists its product as uncharacterized. Lineage: Eukaryota; Metazoa; Arthropoda; Insecta; Hymenoptera; Colletidae. The record is from RefSeq and is a predicted model, not a curated record. The transcript is spliced from 13 exons. Bases 403 to 3141 code for a protein of 912 amino acids.